This is a messenger RNA of Stegastes partitus (bicolor damselfish), 3644 nucleotides long. RefSeq names its product leucine-rich repeat and immunoglobulin-like domain-containing nogo receptor-interacting protein 1-B. The record is from RefSeq and is a predicted model, not a curated record. Gene Ontology annotation, cellular component: plasma membrane. Gene Ontology annotation, molecular function: protein binding. Bases 112 to 1977 code for a protein of 621 amino acids. The transcript is spliced from 2 exons. NCBI's taxonomy places the organism in Eukaryota, Metazoa, Chordata, Actinopteri, Pomacentridae.
CUUCCCAUCCGAAUCUAGCCCGUCUCGAAUCCCGCAUCCCUGUCUCCAUGCUUUCGGAGGCAUUUUGAAUUUCCUUGGCAACAUGGAGCUGCCUGAAUUAGAAUUCUCUGCAUGACAGUCCUGGUAAGCAGUAGGAUGGUGGAGGCAGGGGGGCACAGCUACUUGGUGGCGUGCUGGCAGCCCAUCCUGAUCCUGAUGCUCGGCACCGUCCUCUCCGGAUCCACCACCGGUUGCCCCUCCAGAUGCGACUGCAACGGCCAGGAGCGUUCGGUCGUGUGCCAUCGACGGAGGCUGGCGGCUCUCCCCGAGGGCAUCCCCACCGAGACGAAGCUGCUGGACCUCAGCAAGAACCGGCUGAAGACUCUGGGCCCCGAGGAGUUCAUUAAUUACCCUCAGCUGGAGGAGCUGCAGCUCAACGAAAACACCAUUUCGUCCAUCGAGCCCGGGGCUUUCGGCAACCUCAUGAACCUUCGGACUCUUGGUCUGCGCAGCAACCAGCUGAAGCUCAUCCAGCUGGGAGUGUUCACUGGCCUCACCAACCUCACCCAGCUGGAUAUUAGCGAGAACAAAAUAGUCAUCCUGCUCGACUACAUGUUCCAGGAGCUGUACAACCUGAGGGCUUUGGAGGUCGGCGACAACGACCUGGUGUUCAUCUCCCCGAGGUCGUUCCACGGUCUCAGCAACCUCGAGAGCCUCAACAUUGAGGGAUGCAAUCUGGCCGCCGUGCCCACUGACGCCCUUAGCCAUCUGCACAACCUGUUGUCACUCCGAUUACGCUAUCUGAACGUCACUGUCAUACGGGAUUACUCCUUUAAGAGACUGUAUCGGCUCCGAGUGCUGGAGAUUUCUCAUAUGCCUGCCCUGGAUACCAUGACCCCGAAAUGCUUGUUUGGACUCAACCUCACAUCCCUGUCUAUCACAAACUGUAAUCUUACUGUCAUCCCCUACCAAGCCAUCAGCCACCUAAGACAUCUUCGGUUUUUGAAUCUGUCUUUCAACCCCAUUCAUACCGUAGAAGGGAACCAACUGUUCAAUCUGCAGAAGCUCCAGGCUUUUCAUUUGACUGGUGGGAAGCUUGCCGCCAUCGAGCCCUACUCUUUCCGAGGACUCAACCACCUCCGUGUGCUCAACGUGUCCGGCAACAGCCUGAGCACCCUGGAGGAGUCCGUCUUCCACUCGGUGGGAAACCUGGAGACCCUGGCUUUGUACGACAACCCCCUGGCCUGCGACUGCCGCCUGCUCUGGGUCUUCCGCCGGCGGUGGAGGCUCAACUUCAACAGACAGCAGCCCAUGUGCGCUUCCCCCGAGGUCGUGCAAGGGAAAGAGUUCAAGGAUUUCCCCGACAUCCUCCCUUCGGACUACUUCACCUGCCAGAAAUCCAAGAUCGCGGAUUACAAGGUGCAAGAAAGCCACGUGGACGAGGGUACCACGGUCCACUUCGCUUGCCAGGCCGAAGGCAAUCCGCUGCCGGUGAUAAUGUGGCUUUCCCCCAAGAAGGAAUACAUCACUACCAAAACUAUGGGAUCAAGACUUUCUGUGACCGAUGAGGGGACGCUGGAGGUGCGUUACGCCCAAAUCCAGGACAAUGGCACCUACUUGUGCAUUGCAAGCAACGCAGCGGGCAACGACACCAAAGCUGCUCACCUUUUCGUGCACAGCUACUCCCCGAACUGGCCCCACCAGCCCAACAAGACAUUCGCCUUCAUUUCCAACCAGCCGAGCGACGAAGGCGCCAACGUGACCCGGGCCACGGUUCCGUUCCCAUUCGACGUAAAGACUCUCAUCAUCGCGACCACCAUGGGAUUUAUCUCUUUCCUCGGAGUGGUCCUCUUCUGUCUUGUAAUAUUGUUCCUCUGGAGUAGAGGGAAAGACAACACCAAGUCGAGUAUAGAGGUUGAAUAUGUGCCACGUAAAGAGGAGACGGAGGAGGCCAGUCCGACCGAGGCACCGGUGCAAUUCAACAUGAAAAUCAUGUGAACCUCAAAACAAAACCAACACAAAAAAAAGAGGUUAUAAGCUUACAAACUGCAGUCGGGAUGCAUACUGUCCCUGCUUCGAAUAUGUACUCAGUCUAUGAGCGAUAGAAAUUGCACAGCAGCAAAACGCAUCUUGACACUAUACCCUUCUUUUUUUUUUUUCUUUCUUUUUUUUACUUCAGGGACUGAAUCUUUCAAAGCAAAUGUUGAAUUUCAAAUAUUCAAAUUUCUGUAAAUUUGUAUUGGCAAUACUCAAUCAGUAUGUUAACAUGCACGCACAACCCGACAUGCAGUGUGUGCCACCCCAUCAAAGCACAUGGAUUACAGCUGGAGUUUCACUUUCAGGUAUAAUCUUUGUACCAGCAGCGAAUGUUGGAUCUUGUUCCUGUUUGACAUUUGUUUUUGUUUUGACGAAGGUACAAAGCACAAUAAGCCACUACGAGAGCUGAAGUUCUGCCACCUGAAGUUCUAAGCAGGUUUCUUUUUGUCCCAUAACAAGCGACUGACAAGUGCGACAUGAGUAUUUUUACUUUUAGAUAAACAGACGUGAGGCGGCGCACACAGCCCCAUCCUGACAGAACAAUGACUCACGAAACAAGUCAUGAAAAUUACAAAGAUGGAGGAAUCAGAGACUAAAUUUGAAGGUCAUACUUGGGGUCGUAAUAUUCAGAGUGCUGUAAUAUUGCCAGAAAUUGAUAUUUUAUUUUAUUUUUUUUAGAUCUUGCUUCUGUGAAAUUUAAAAAGUAUUAGGAGUGAGCUGGCGGGUUCGAGACGGAAGCGUAAGUGUGCCUCACCACCCGUCGUGUGUCGCUGAGCGGUGGCCUUUUAACUAUUUUUUUCAACAUCAUUAAACCGCGUUUUGAAGUUUUCUCUGUGCACUCUGCUACUGUUGUCCUCGAGAAAAUCACGUCUAAAAAAAAACUUCAAACAGCAGCUUGAAUCUCCAUUAGUCCUCACAGAGGAGGAAGUCUGUCAGCUGGUGUUCAAAUUUACCGUUUUGGUACCUGGACUACUUCCUGAACCGGUCAAGUGUGCAUGUUAACACACUGAAUAAGAAAAACAAGCCAGAGUAUGUGCUGCUCUCAGCCAACGGAGUAAGUUUGUCAUUAAAUGUAUUGACAUGUUGCGCUAUACAUAUUUUUUCUGUAUUUUAUUCCUUCCUUGUACAUUACGCUAUGGCACAAUAGUAAUGCUUUCGGUGGCUGUGGGUUCUGAACAUAUUACAAUCUAAAGAGCAGAUUAAAUAUCCAGUAUAAUGUUUUUUACACAGAGUGUUAAACUGCUUUCCGGAGUGCACGUCUGAAAAUCACCAGACUAACAAUUCAUCAUCCGAUAUGACGACGUUAAUUUGUUUAUCUAUUUGGCAGCUCGGCGAGCGCGAGCACUCCGUCCAAGUCCUGAGGUCGUAUAUCGUCGCCGUUCAUCUUGAAAGUGGCGACAUUGUUAAUUUGUUGCCUUAAGUAACCCAUUUUCCAGCUUUCAGCUGAGCAAUACCCGAUAUUUAUGAGUAAAAUGGAGUUUAAUGCCUCAUAAGGAUUUUAUGUUGUCUAAUUAAUUUCACAGUCAAGGUCUGCUCUGAAGAUAAUGUGUUCAUUAACUCUUAAAAUACUUGUUUCAGAAGGGUUGGGCAGAUGGAAAUUCUAUUAAAAUAAAGAACAUUUUAUACUA